Messenger RNA from Macrobrachium nipponense, 1569 nucleotides. Its product is annotated as major facilitator superfamily domain-containing protein 12-like. The coding region runs from base 598 to 1569 and encodes 323 amino acids. The record is from RefSeq and is a predicted model, not a curated record. NCBI's taxonomy places the organism in Eukaryota, Metazoa, Arthropoda, Malacostraca, Decapoda, Palaemonidae. Gene Ontology annotation, molecular function: symporter activity. Gene Ontology annotation, cellular component: plasma membrane. Gene Ontology annotation, biological process: carbohydrate transport. The transcript is spliced from 8 exons.
UUCGACCCAUGAUGGCUGGUCUGGUGCUCCUUGUCGGUCAAGUAGCAGACGGCCUGAGUACCCCUUUUGUGAGGAUAUUUUCCGACAAAGAAAACAGAAUCCCUGUGUGCGCCAGAUACGGUCGCCGGAAAGUCUGGCACUUGGCUGGCACCAUUCUGGUUGCCCUGAGUUUCCCAUUCAUCUUCAACUCCUGCUUGGGAUGCAAAGGCACGAACCAAUGGACCCAAUUUGCAUAUUACGUGUCCUUCGUGUGCGUCUUCCAGUUUGGGUGGGGGUGCGUCCAGAUCUCUCAUCUGGCCCUCAUACCUGAACUCACGACGGAGAAGCGCCAGAGGACUGAGCUGAAUUCCAUUAGGUACGCCUUUACUGUGCUGUCGAACCUGAUCGUCUUCGCAGUGACCCUCCUUGUGCUGAAAACGGGUUCAGACAGCAACAUCGAUGACCCAAGUCAAAGGGUUAUCAGGCACGCCAACUGCACCGCACGGGGCGACGGGGCUGGACUAGUCGCUGUUGAACCCGUCGAGAAACCCUGUUACUUGGAUACUAUUGGACCUGCCUGAAGAUGUGGGGAAGUUUCAUAAUGUGGCUCUGAUCUGCAUGGCGGUCGGUCUCAUCUUCUCAACAAUCUUCCAUAUCGGAGUGAGGGAACAAUCCUUCUCCAGGGCCCAGAUCCAAAUGGACGAGAGGGGAAGGCGGAGGAAGGGAGGAAGGGACAUCAUGAACGAAGAAGGGCUCCAGUCCAACGGUGAUAAAGAAGCAGGAGAAGAAGAAGAAGAAGAAGAAGAAGAAGAAGAAGAAGAAGAAGAAGAGAGAACCGACGAUACUAUUGUUCUGAUGGAGAAGGUUUCCUGCCGUCGAAUGAGAAUCCUCGAUUGGUUUAAGGAGGCGCCCUUCUACCAGAUUGCUGUGCUCUAUCUAGCAACCAGGCUCUACGUCAAUCUGUACCAGGUCUAUAUUCCACUUUACGUUCAGGAGACGCUAAAACUGGACGAGACUUUCAUCGCCACGGUUCCGUUCGCUAUGUUCCUUGGCGGAUUCCUCAGCUCCGUCAGCAUGAGACACAUUAAUACACAGAUUGGAAGAAAGCGCUCUUUUGCAGCCGGCUGCAUCGUAGGUCUAGGAGGAUGUCUCUGGGUGUGGCUGGGAGAAGGAAACAGCUACGGUCAAUGGGGCAUAUUCGCCGUGGCAGCUCUUUUGGGCAUUGCUGGGUCCACUUUGCUCAUCACAUCGCUGUCUUUCACAGCGGAUCUCAUAGGAGAUAUUGUGGAGGGAGCUGCGUUCGUCUACGACUUCAUGAGUCUCACGGACAAGAUCUCCAAUGGCGUCAUCGUCAUGUUGAUUCAAGACUUCAAUCCUGAUGAAGGCUGGUACUACCGCUACGUGAUAUCCUUCGCUUGCGGCUCAGCCUGCGUCCUUGGGGUCCUCGUCACUCUGACGCUGACCAGAUUCAAAAUCGGCAACAGAAGAGCUUACUCGCAAGAUGAAACGUCGCCAUACCUGAGGGACGAUUCUGCUCCUCUCGUCACAGACAGAUUGUCUGGUUCCUCGUCUCCUUCUUCUUCUUCUUAG